GACACACAUUAAUCAGAGACAAGUCUUCUGUAAUCCGAAAUUGGUAGUUGGAAAGAAAGCAACAAAACGGGUAAAGGUUUUUACCCAUAUAUAUAUUUUUAGCAGACAAAAAAUGACGUUAUUUCCCAUCAUGCUUUGUUCUGCCUCKMCAAGGCGGAAUAUGCGUAAUGAACGGGUCGUGUUCACUUCAUUAAACACUUGGUAUGAUAAAAGAUGGGUUCUUACGGUGGCCAUGUUCUACCRGGAUCUUUCUUUCUAUCCUUUGGUAUUUGGCAUUUCCUAAACACAUUGAGAAUCAACAAUACGUCAAGUCAAGCUAGUUAUCAUUCAACGACUUGGUUUCCGGUCCCUUUUAGAUGUCUUCGUCAAAUUCCAGUGGAGCCAAUGAUCAAGAUAAUUGCUACUUUAGCAGGAUUCUUUCUAGAAAUGAAGGCCGGUAACUGGAGGAUUACAAAUCAACAAGGAAACUUCACGUCAAUCAACAAUCAAGCUCAUUGUGUAAUGUAUGCAGUAUUCAUGAUCUGGUCUACUGUUGAAGUUCUCGUAUUUUAUAAAGUUCUUAAACUACCAAGUUACUCUGAACAUGUGUUUGCAUCAAUUGCUUUCGCUGUUGAAGGGAUUCUUUUUCUGUUCCACGUUGACGRAAGACCAAGAUUAGAUCAGAAGCUUCAUGCAUUGCUGUAUAUGGUCGUUCUUGUCACUGCUGUAGUUAUCUUGCUUGAAGCAUGGGCAAAAACCAGCCUGGUGCUUUUAUUAAUCAGAGUGUUCCUUAUUCAACUACAAGGAACAUGGUUUAUUCAAAUUGCACAUUGUUUGUACGGCCAUCAACCAUGGAAAAACGACUCGUCGAAUCGAGAGUUUGUUGCUAUUGUCUUCUCAUGGCAUGUCUUAGCAAUACUAMUAUCGAUGGUCGCUAGCAGUACUUUAGUGUCGCUCACAUGCAAAACUUUUAGCAGCCGUCAUAGAAACAUACAAAAUCUCCCACUAGGGGUUGUGGGUGAAGACAGAGAKGAUACCUUAGAAAYGGCUAACCUACUGGAAGAACAAUAACAAUGCCUCACUAUGCAAUAUUUGCGAAU
Molecule: messenger RNA, 1079 nt
Organism: Exaiptasia diaphana
Lineage: Eukaryota; Metazoa; Cnidaria; Anthozoa; Actiniaria; Aiptasiidae
Product: transmembrane protein 45B-like
Exons: 1
Coding region: 214-1050 (278 amino acids)
Source: RefSeq, a predicted model, not a curated record